Messenger RNA from Didymosphaeria variabile, 1290 nucleotides. RefSeq lists its product as uncharacterized. NCBI's taxonomy places the organism in Eukaryota, Fungi, Ascomycota, Dothideomycetes, Pleosporales, Didymosphaeriaceae. Gene Ontology annotation, biological process: transmembrane transport. Gene Ontology annotation, molecular function: transmembrane transporter activity. The record is from RefSeq and is a predicted model, not a curated record. The transcript is spliced from 4 exons. Bases 1 to 1290 code for a protein of 429 amino acids.
AUGAGCGCGGAUGCCCCGACGAAGGAUAUCAAUAAAGAGGCAGAGAAUGGGCAAGUGGUUGCGGUUGAGGAGAAUGGAAGAGCCGUGGAGGUCGAUGUUGUCGACUGGACUGGAGAAGACGAUGUCGAGAAACCGCUGAAUUGGACCAACAAGCGGAAGAUAAAGCAGAUCCUUGUGAUUUGUUACAACACGUUCCUCACACCUCUAGGCUCCACGAUGUUUGCCCCAGCGAUCCAGCAAGUCAUGACAACCUUCCAUUCUUCGAACCCGCUUUUGGCUAGUUUUGUAGUCUCCGUUUGGGUUUUGGGUUACUUCUUCGGGCCGCUCGUCAUUGGACCAUUGUCGGAGCUCUACGGUCGACUUCCCAUCUACGCUGUCUGCAGUGUUUUGUUCGUACUCGCGAAUAUUGCGACAGCGCUUGCGCCUUCGCUGGGAUCCUUGAUAUUUUUCCGGUUUCUCGCAGGCACAUUUGGAGCGACGCCGAUUACUAUCGGUGCAGGAUCAUUUGGGGAUCUGAUUAAGCCACAGCAUCGCGGUGGUGUUAUUGCAAUCUGGUCGCUUGGACCUUUACUGGGACCGAUUCUUGGGCCCAUCGCGGGUGGGUAUCUGGGUGAGGAUGCGGGGUGGAGGUGGAUUUGCUGGUACGGAUCAAAGGUCCUCGCAAUUGCCGCAGGCGUCGGUAGUGUCGCGACCAUCAUCUUUCAGGAAGAAACCUACCCUGUCGUGUUGCUCGAACGAAAAGCAGCAAGGCUGCGAAAAGAGACCGGGGAGGAUAAUCUGACGUCUGCACUGGCCGGCGCGAAGAAGAAGCCGAGCGAAGUGUUCGCGCGUGGUAUUAUCAGACCCCUCAAGCUGCUAGUCAUGAGUCCCGUCGUGGCAAGCUUGAGCAUAUACCAAGGCCUCGUGUAUGGCUUCAUGUACCUGCUCUUCACGACAUUCCCAAUUGUGUUCCAGUACCAGUACGGCUUCAGCAGUGGAACGAUUGGUCUAACAUAUCUAGGGAUGGGCGUCGGCUCGUUGAUUGGCCUCGUCUGGGGCGGUAUAUGGUCGGAUAGCUUGUACAAGAAGAAGGCCAAGCAAGGAGCUUGGAAGCCAGAGUAUCGUCUGCUGCCGCUGGUCCCGGGUUGCUUGUUCGUACCAAUUGGUCUGUUCUGGUAUGGAUGGUCCGCUCAGGCAAAGGUGCACUGGAUUGUGCCAAUCAUUGGGACGAUGUUCAUGGGUAUUGGCGUGAACAUGCUCAUGGUAUGUUAUCGUUCCACUUUCCGAGGGACCGUACUGAUCGAGGGCUAG